UUUGCCUUUCCCCGCCUGGGCAGCAUGUUUAUGACUGAAAGCAAAACCUCCUUUUUGUUUGCUUUCUAUUGCUCUGAGGACAAGGGGCGUCCAUUGUGCUUAUUGGCCUGAGAGGAGGAAAAGGAAGCCUCCAGCCCUCCUCUUGUCACAAAAUGGCGGACGAAGGGGCGCCCUCUUCCUCCGUCAGUUGCCCUGUUUGUUGCCUCCAGCUCCCAGCUGCUGCCAUCAACGCACAUCUGGACAGAUGUUUGCAAGGCCGAGAGGGAGAAGGAGAGGGCCACGAAGGAGAGGGCGAUCAGGGGGCUCCAGCAGCCACAUCUAAGGACGCCCCUUGCAGCAAGAAGAUGCGCCUCAGCCCCACUCAUUGCGGGAGAGCCUUCCCCCUUUUCCACAAGGGGCGCAGCAGCAGCAGCAGCAGCCCUGGGACAGGGGCCGAGAAGCAGCCCCCUCCAGAGACGGAGCUGGAGGGGGAAAGCCUGGCCCAGAAGCUGGAAGGGAAGCCCCUGGCGGAGAAGCUGCGCCCCAGCCACUUGGGGGACUAUGUGGGGCAAGGGCGGGUGCUGGGGGAGGAGACCCUCCUCAGGUCCCUCCUGGAGGCCCACGAAAUCCCCUCCCUCAUCCUCUGGGGGCCCCCCGGGUGCGGAAAGACUACCUUGGCGCACAUCAUUGCAAACAGCAGUAAGAAGAAUGGUACGCGGUUUGUGACAUUGUCAGCAACAAGUGCCAAAACCAACGAUGUCAGAGAUGUCAUUGCUCAAGCCCAAAAUGAAAAGAGACUCUGCAAGAGGAAAACCAUCCUCUUUAUUGAUGAGAUACACCGUUUCAAUAAAUCUCAACAGGACACGUUCCUUCCACACGUUGAGCGUGGAACUGUGACACUGAUUGGGGCAACCACAGAAAACCCUUCUUUCCAAGUCAAUUCUGCUCUUUUGAGCCGAUGUCGUGUUAUUGUUCUUGAGAAGCUGUCAGUGGAAGCAAUGGAAGCUAUCCUGAUGCGAGCGGUCAAGUCCUUAGGGAUCCAGAUUUUAAGCCAAGAGAAGCAGUGUGCUGGCUCUGUGAAUGGCAGCAACAGCAAGAGCUCUGAGUCAUGUGUGUGUAUUGAGAGAAAAGCCAUCAACACACUUGCUUACUUAUGUGAUGGUGAUGCAAGAACUGGAUUGAAUGGACUCCAGAUGGCAGUUCAGGCCACAUCAAUGAAACUCUCCCAUCAGAGUAGUACUGAUGACUCUUCCACUCAAGGGUUGAUCAUCACAGAAGAUCACGUGAAGGAAGGUCUCCAGCGGUCCCAUAUUCUUUAUGAUCGAGCUGGUGAGGAACAUUACAAUUGCAUCUCUGCUCUCCAUAAAUCUAUGCGAGGCUCUGAUGAAAAUGCUUCUCUUUACUGGCUUGCUCGAAUGCUUGAAGGUGGUGAGGAUCCACUGUAUGUGGCAAGGAGGUUGGUGAGGUUUGCAAGUGAAGACAUAGGACUGGCAGAUCCCUUGGCACUAACUCAAGCUGUUGCUGCUUAUCAAGGUUGCCACUUUAUUGGAAUGCCAGAGUGUGAGGUCUUACUAGCACAGUGUGUCGUCUAUUUUGCCAGAGCACCAAAGUCUAUAGAGGUGUACAGUGCUUAUAACAAUGUCAAGUCGUGCCUGAGAAACCACCAAGGACCCCUUCCACCAGUUCCUUUGCAUUUGAGGAAUGCACCUACCAGACUCAUGAAAGACCUUGGCUAUGGUAAAGGUUAUAAAUAUAACCCUUUGUAUAAGGAACCUGUAGAACAGGAGUACCUGCCUGAAGAACUGAAAGGAACUAAUUUUUUUGCACAAUAAGGAUGUACACAGGAACGUUUUUCUCUACCAUGCUGCUCACACUUUUGUAUUCUCCAGUAUUUUCUUACCAUUUCAGUUCUAUUUUAAAGCCACUCUGUAAUCUGAGUUGAUAAUACUGAAUUGCAUGGCUCAUAUUGGCAUGUCUUUUGAUAGACAUGUUCACGAUUUGUUAAUUAGCAGUCUUCAUCUGGCAUAGGUUGAACUGUUUGUCUUGGAGAGGAAGAUUCUCAGAUGUUUGGGACACUAUGUUGCAAAGUGAUGGCUGCAGUCUAGUUUGCAGUUGGCUAGAUCAACUGAAAUCAUUGGACUUUAAUAACCAUAUGUGAAUCAGAUAACAUAUAUUCUUUUUAAAAAAAAUACAGGAGGGGACAAGUCUAGAUCAAAUUAGGCACGUUUAAUCAAAAUAGAUUAAGCAGGCACUUAGUACUCCAUGUAUAAUCAGUGGGACUUAAAAAUGCCAAAUUUUAUUAUGACCAUAUCCUUUGUUAGUAAAUUUAAUAUGAUUUGCUCAGAACUGUGAAAAGGGGCUUGGAAAGAAAAAUACUACAUUUGUGCCUUAAAGUAGAAAACAGUUUUGUCUAAUUGUUUUUGAUAUUUUGAAACUGCUUAAAUAAAGUUGAUUUAAAAAUG
Sceloporus undulatus (fence lizard) is the source of this 2441-nucleotide messenger RNA. It is a transcript of the gene WRNIP1, whose product is annotated as WRN helicase interacting protein 1. The transcript has 7 exons. Gene Ontology annotation, molecular function: enzyme activator activity; single-stranded DNA helicase activity; ATP hydrolysis activity. The coding region runs from base 153 to 1811 and encodes 552 amino acids. The record is from RefSeq and is a predicted model, not a curated record. Gene Ontology annotation, cellular component: nucleus. Gene Ontology annotation, biological process: regulation of DNA repair; DNA repair; DNA-templated DNA replication. Lineage: Eukaryota; Metazoa; Chordata; Lepidosauria; Squamata; Phrynosomatidae.